Messenger RNA from Anastrepha obliqua, 909 nucleotides. Its product is annotated as histone-lysine N-methyltransferase SETMAR-like. Gene Ontology annotation, molecular function: nucleic acid binding. The transcript has a single exon. NCBI's taxonomy places the organism in Eukaryota, Metazoa, Arthropoda, Insecta, Diptera, Tephritidae. The record is from RefSeq and is a predicted model, not a curated record. The coding region runs from base 1 to 909 and encodes 302 amino acids.
AUGGAAAAAAGUGAACUUCGUGAAGUUAUAAAGUACUUUCAUUUGAAAAGUUUAAACCAGAAACAAAUUAUUGAGGAGUUGCAGACAGUAUUAGAGGAACGUGCACCCUCAAAUGCAACAGUUUACAACUGGGUAAACGAGUUUAAACGUGGUCGGAUAAGCACUAAAGAUGAGCCACGCUCUGGGAGGCCAAAAGAGGUAACGACUCCAGAAACGGUGGAAAAAGUGUACAAAAUUGUCACACAAGAUCGAAGAAUUAAAUUGAGAGAGAUUGCUGACAUUGUGAACAUUAGUUAUGAACGUAUGCAUAACAUAAUACAUGAUGAAUUGGGUAUGAAAAAGCUUUCAGCAAGAUGGGUGCCGCGUUUGCUAACUCCUCUGCAAAAAAUGAACCGAAUGUCGACUUCAAAAGUUAGUUUAGACAUGUUUAACAUAAAUCCAUCGGAAUUUUUGCGUCGUUUCAUAACGAUGGAUGAAACGUGGAUUCACCACUAUACAAAAGAGUCUAAAGAACAGUCCAAACAAUGGGUAGAACGUCGCUCAAGAGCUCCGAAGAAGGCAAAUGUCGUAGCAUCAGCUGGUAAAGUUAUAGCAUCUAUUUUUUGGGAUGCACAAGGUAUAAUUUUCAUAGAUUAUCUUGAAAAGGGUAAAACCAUCACAGCUGAAUAUUAUUCAUCUUUGUUGGAUACAUUGGACCAAAAUAUUAAGCAAAAGCGGCCACAUUUAAAGAAGAAGAAAAUUCUCUUUCAUCAUGAUAACGCUCCUUCACAUUCAUCUUGGAAAACGCAGGAAAAAAUAAAUGAGUUAGGCUAUGAAUUGCUCCCUCAUCCGCCAUAUUCGCCAGAUUUAGCUCCCAGUGACUUUUUCCUUUUUCCAAAUAUGAAAAAAUGUCAAAUAGUGAAGUUAUAG